This is a messenger RNA of Jaculus jaculus (lesser Egyptian jerboa), 1645 nucleotides long. RefSeq names its product thyrotropin releasing hormone receptor (gene Trhr). The record is from RefSeq and is a predicted model, not a curated record. Gene Ontology annotation, molecular function: thyrotropin-releasing hormone receptor activity. The coding region runs from base 132 to 1514 and encodes 460 amino acids. The transcript has 4 exons. Gene Ontology annotation, cellular component: membrane. NCBI's taxonomy places the organism in Eukaryota, Metazoa, Chordata, Mammalia, Rodentia, Dipodidae. Gene Ontology annotation, biological process: phospholipase C-activating G protein-coupled receptor signaling pathway.
UACCGCUUCAUCUGCCCAGAAUAGCAGGCAGCGUGAUAGAGGAAAAGGAGGUAGAACUACUGCAGUAGAGGUGACAGCUGGGAAGAUGUUUUAAGAAGUCUGUCCUUCAGAGCAACUUCAACCCACUAAAGAUGGAGAAUGAGACGGUCGAUGAACUUAACCAGACCCAGCUACAGCCGCGAGUGGUGGUGGCCGUAGAGUACCAAGUGGUUACAAUCUUACUGGUGGUCGUUGUCUGUGGUCUGGGCAUCAUAGGCAACAUCAUGGUGGUCCUGGUGGUCAUGAGAACCAAGCACAUGAGGACCCCUACGAACUGCUACCUGGUAAGCCUGGCAGUGGCUGAUCUCAUGGUCCUAGUGGCUGCAGGCCUCCCCAACAUCACCGACAGCAUAUACGGUUCCUGGGUCUAUGGCUAUGUGGGAUGCCUCUGCAUUACAUAUCUCCAGUACUUGGGAAUUAAUGCAUCCUCUUGUUCCAUAACAGCCUUCACCAUUGAGAGGUACAUAGCCAUCUGUCAUCCCAUCAAAGCCCAAUUUCUCUGCACAUUUUCCAGAGCCAAAAAGAUCAUCAUCUUUGUGUGGGCCUUUACGUCCAUUUACUGUAUGCUCUGGUUCUUCCUGCUGGAUCUCAACAUCAUCACCUACAGAGAUGCUACUGUGGUGUCCUGUGGCUACAGGAUUUCCAGAAAUUACUAUUCACCUAUUUACCUAAUGGACUUUGGUGUCUUUUAUGUUGUGCCGAUGAUCUUGGCCACUGUUCUCUAUGGGUUCAUAGCUAGAAUCCUCUUCUUAAAUCCUAUUCCUUCAGACCCGAAAGAAAACUCUAAGACAUGGAAAAAUGACUCAACCCAUCAGAACAAGAAUUUGAACUUAAAUACCUCCAACAGAUGUUUCAACAGCACAGUCUCUUCGAGGAAGCAGGUCACCAAGAUGCUGGCAGUGGUUGUAAUUCUUUUUGCCCUUUUGUGGAUGCCCUACAGGACUCUCGUGGUUGUCAACUCAUUUCUCUCCAGCCCUUUCCAAGAAAAUUGGUUCUUACUUUUCUGCCGAAUUUGCAUUUAUCUCAACAGUGCCAUCAAUCCAGUGAUUUACAACCUCAUGUCCCAGAAAUUCCGCGCAGCCUUCAGAAAGCUCUGCAACUGCAAACAGAAGCCUACAGAAAAGCCAGCUAACUACAGUGUGGCCCUGAAUUAUAGUGUCAUCAAGGAGUCAGACCAUUUUAGCACGGAGCUGGAUGAUGUCACUGUGACUGACACUUACCUCUCUGCCACAAAAGUGUCUUUUGAUGAUACCUGCUUGGCUUCUGAGAGGAAUGGACUCAACUCUCAUACCAGAGGCUAUUCUCUGACUGCCAAACAAGGCCAAAUGCAAACUUUCUCAACACUGUCUUGGACUGUAUUGAUAAAGAGGGAAGCCUCUCAGAAAAGAAAACAAAUGCAAAAUGCUACUAAAGGAAGGACUUCUCUAGCCAAAGAUCUGCACUCAGAAAUUAAUAAGGAUAUUGUGGUAGUUUGAUUUACAUAGGAAUUAGGGCUUAUGGGUAUGUGCAGUCAGGUUCACAUUGCUGGUAGAAAUCACCUGACCAAGAGCAGCUUUUGGGGAAAAGGGUUUAUUUUGGCUUACAGACUUGAGGGGAAGCUCCAUGA